Molecule: messenger RNA, 699 nt
Organism: Bursaphelenchus okinawaensis
Lineage: Eukaryota; Metazoa; Nematoda; Chromadorea; Rhabditida; Aphelenchoididae
Source: the annotation of a GenBank genome assembly
AUGGCUGAAAGUUCUGUCGCGUCAAUACCAUUGUCGAGUGCUGUACAAGUGAGUUAAAAUAUUUUUUGAAAGUUUAAAAAAAAGUUUUUUAAAUUUUUUUUGUUUUAAAAAUUGUUUUAAUGGGUUUAAAUUUUUCAGAAUAACGUUGUUAAACAAGAACGAGAGCUACUAGCGAUUGCAUUGAAAAGACUAAAUGCCUUGAGAAAAGAAGUUCAAGACAAGAAUGGAGACGAUCGUUCGAAGUCUGUGCCUAAAAAUGCUUGGGAGUUUACGCCUUAUUUGGACAUUUACUUUGAUUAUCAGGUAAAGUAGCUUUACAUAAAUUAUUAAGUUGUUCAAAUCAUUUUGUGCUUUCUCUCAAAGCAUAGUUUUGGGAUUGGGGAGCAGAGAAUUAAUCGAACAAUCUAAUAUACAUUUGGUCUUCAUAAAGGUUGGAUUUAAGUUGUUUUAAAUUUUUCUAUAAACUUUUGGCCAAAAACUAUUAUCCUUCCUGAAAUUUUUAACUACGACUAUAAAAUUGAUUUCCAGGACAAAAGCCAGCUUCAUUUUGUGAAAACGUCGAAGAUUCGAGCUUAUUUCUUGUUCAAACCUUCAUCUUCGACAUGGGUUUACCUCGAACGAAACGCUUCUGGUCAGGAUAUCUGCUACAUCGUGAACCGAGACAAACAAGGUAUUCCGAUGAUUCAGAAACUAAAUUAG